UGUCCGGUUGUGGGCGGUGCAGCAAUAGAAAAAGAAAUAUGAGUAAAGUGUCGUAGAUAAGAAAAAUAGGACUUGAAAAUGUCAAUUAUUCAAGUGACAGGCAGUGGAAAAUCCGCUGUCAGUGACAGGACACCAUUCUAUGGUGCCAGAGUUCCCACUGAAGUAAAAUCCAUGGUGAAACCAUUGUCAAAGUUGGAGAAAAGUGUAUUUAGGAAAAUAUUGUUGUUGAUUGUUACAGCAGUUGAAGGUAAAGAUGUAGAAUAUAAACAGUUAAAGGAUUUAGAAAGUAAAGACUUCCAAGAAGAAACCUUAUGUGUUAUAUACUCAGGACUUUUAAAAUUAUUACAGUGUGCUUUGAAGCUUCCAACUGGAUCCUUAAAGCAAGAGUUGUUUAAAGAAGAUUUACAAGAGUUACAAAUACCAGAAGACUUUCAUACAGAUAUAGCAAGUGUGAUAUUUGGAAAUAGGAGAGCGCAGAUAGAUUGUGAGUUUUUGAAUUCUAGACCAAGGUUACCACAGUUAGACAGACUGAAGUGGCGAGUAGAUGUUGGAAUAUCUACAAGUGUAUUAAAUAGAGUUCUAGAACCUACUGUAUUAAUGGAAAUGACCCUUACAGAUGGUAAUAUACAUUCUUUUGAGGUUCCUGUAUCAAAGUUCCAUGAAUUGCGGUAUAAUGUUGCUUAUGUUCUAAAAGAGAUGGAAGAUUUAGAGAAAAGAAACAUUUUAAAGAUCAAAGAUUGAUAUGCUGUAUCUGUAAUGUCAUGGUGUUGACUUGUCAAGUGAAAAGUACAUUUUGUGCCGUUUUACACUACUGAUACACAUUGAUGGUUUUAUAAAAGGUUUACAUUCCAGUUUGUGAUAGAGUCUACAGUACACUGUGGAAAGUUGACUUUCAUCUUACAUCAGUUCAAGUUUUGGAUUGACUAAGAAAAAAAUGAAUUUCCUGAAAUUGUUCUUUUUUUGAGUGAGUUUACAUAAUAUAAUGGUUAGUUGGAUACCUCGUAUGGCAUCAUUGCGUCUGUGUUUGGAUACAUCCAUGAUUUUGGAUGUCCUUUGUGACAUUUUAAGCUUUUGAUGACGCUGGGUACAUCCAUGAUAUAAGCAAUAAAGAUUUAACUUCAGGUGUACUUGGUCAAGAUUAUUAUGAAUAGCGAGUUUAGUGCUUGUAUGUUUUAACUUUCUUACUUCCUGCAUGUAGUAAAAGAACGUAGAAACCAUUUCUUCAUUUCAUUCAUUCAAUUAAAUGUUGAUUUUUAGGCUUUUGUAAAUGUUAUGGUUAUUAAUUUGACUCAUCUAGGGGGCUUCCAUGGUUGAGUGGUUUAGGUCACUGGUUUAAAAUUACUUGCCCAUCACUGUGCAUUCAAAAACCUUGCUACGGUUCAGAAUUCUUUAAUAUGAAGCUUCAGUUAUCCAGCUGACUCCUGGAAGGUUGGUGGUUCUAACCAUGUGCCUGCCUAUACAUGAAACAUUGCUCGGAGAAGAACCUGGAAUUUUCCUCCACCAUCAAAAGUUGGAAAGUCGCAGUAUGACCCAUUGUGUUGUAGUGACAUUGAACCAACAAAAAACUGAACAAACAAAACAAAAAUAUCUUUAUCUCAUCUAAACUUUUGUUUCAUUACCUGUUAUUAACAUUUUUUAAAACUUGAGAACAAAAGAUUCAGCAUACCCUACCCAUUUCUGACAGAUGGAAUAGUUUUUAGCUCACCUGUCACAUAGUGACAAGGUGAGCUUUUGUGAUCACCCUUCGUCCGUCGUCCGUCCGUCCGUCAACAAUUUCUUGUCUGCACGAUAGAGGUUUCAUUUAUGAUUUUAUUUUAACCAAACUUGCACACAACUUGUAUCACCAUAAGAUCUCGGUUCCUUUCUUGAACUGGCCAGAUCCCAUUAUGGGUUCCAGAGUUAUGGCCCCUGAAAGGGCCAAAAUUAGCUGUUUUGACCUUGUCUGCACAAUAGCAGCUUCAUUUAUGAUUUGAUUUUAACCAAACUUGCACAAAACUUGUAUCACCACAAGAUCUUGGUUCCUUUAUUGAACUGACCUGAUUCCUUCAUGGGUUCCAGAGUUAUGGCCCCUUAAAGGUCCAAAAUUGCCUAAUUUGGCUUUUGCAGCCAUAUAGAGACUUCAUUUAUGGUUUUAUUUUAUACAAACUUCCAAAAUAUCUUCAACAACAAUAAAUCUUGGAUUCCAUGACAAAUCAGAUCCAGUCGUAGGUUCCAGAGUUAUUUCAUAUCUUAUUACCUCCCCUGAUUGUAAUCAAAAUGGAUUUAUAUCAGUAAGUACUUAUAGGACUUAUUUGAAAUUUCAUUAUUGUCAUUAGUUGGACCGAGUUAAUGAGGGUAGAUAACUAUGGACUGAUUUUAUGUCAAUUACCUCCCUUUAUUUCAAAUUUAAACGGGUAUAUCUCCGUAACUAAUGAAGAUACUGAUCUGAAAUUUCAUUUAUGUCAACAGAUUCAUUUGGCAGAUCCUUCUUUUGUUAACUUACAGUCAUUUUUAGCUCACCUGUCACAAAGUGACAAGGUGAGCUUUUGUGAUCACGCGGCGUCCGUCGUCCGUGCGUCCGUCCGUCAGUCCGUCCGUAAACUUUUGCUUGUGACCACUCUAGAGGUCACAUUUUUCAAGGGAUCUUUAUGAAAGUUGGCCAGAAUGUUCAACUUAAUGAUAUCUAGGUCAAGUUCGAAACUGGGUCAGGUGCGGUCAAAAACUAGGUCAGUAGGUCUAAAAAUAGAAAAACCUUGUGACCUCUCUAGAGGCCAUAUUUUUCAUAAGAUCUUAAUGAAAAUUGGUCAGAAUGUUCACCUUGAUGAUAUCUAGGUCAAGUUCGAAACUGGGUCAUGUGCCAUCAAAAACUAGGUCAGUAGGUCAAAUAAUAGAAAAACCUUGUGACCUCUCUAGAGGCCAUAUUUUUCAUGGGAUCUGUAUGAAAGUUAGUCUGAAUGUUCAUCUUGAUGAUAUCUAGGUCAAGUUCGAAACUGGGUCAGGUGCGGUCAAAAACUAGGUCAGUAGGUCUAAAAAUAGAAAAACCUUGUGACCUCUCUAGAGGCCAUAUUUUUCAUAAGAUCUUAAUGAAAAUUGGUCAGAAUGUUCACCUUGAUGAUAUCUAGGUCAAGUUCGAAACUGGGUCAUGUGCCAUCAAAAACUAGGUCAGUAGGUCAAAUAAUAGAAAAACCUUGUGACCUCUCUAGAGACCAUAUUUUUCAUGGGAACUGUAUGAAAGUUGGUCCGAAUAUUCAUCUUGAUGAUAUCUAGGUCAAGUUCGAAACUGAGUCAACUGCGGUCAAAAACUAGGUCAGUAGGUCUAAAAAUAGAAAAACAUUGUGACCUCCCUAGAGGCCAUACUUUUGAAUGGAUCUUCAUGAAUGUUGGUCAGAAUGUUUACCUUGAUGAUAUCUAGGUCAAGUUCGAAACUGGGUCACGUGCCUUCAAUAACUAGGUCAGUAGGUCAAAUAAUAGAAAAACCUUGUGACCUCUCUAGAGGCCAUAUUUAUCAUGGAAUCUGUAUGAAAGUUGGUCUGAAUGUUCAUCUUGAUGAUAUCUAGGUUAAAUUCGAAACUGGGUCAACUCUGGUCAAAACUAGGUCAGUAGGUCUAAAAAUAGAAAAACCUUGUGACCUCUCUAGAGGCCAUACUUUUGAAUGGAUCUUCAUGAAAAUUGGUCAGAAUGUUCACCCUGAUGGUAUCUAGGUCAAGUUUGAAACUGGGUCACAUGCCGUUAAUAACUAGGUCAGUAGAUCAAAUAAUAGAAAAACCUUGUGACCUCUCUAGAGGCCAUAUUUUUCAUGGGAUCUGUAUGAAAGUUGGUCUGAAUGUUCAUCUUGAUGAUAUCUAGGUCAAGUUUGAAACUAGGUCAACUGCGGUCAAAAACUAGGUCAUUAGGUCUAAAUUUAGAAAAACCUUGUGACCUCACUAGAGGCCAUAGAUUUCAAUGGAUCUUCAUGAAAAUUGGUCAGAAUCUUCAUCUUGAUGAUAUCUAGGUCAGAUUCUAAACUGGGUCACAUGCCGUCAAUAACUAGGUCAGUAGGUCAAAUAAUAAAUACCUAGUGACCUCUCUAGAGGCCAUAUUUUUCAGUGGAUCUUCAUGAAAAUUGGUCAGAAUUUUUAUCUUGAUGAUAUCUAGGUCAGGUUCAAAACUGGGUCACGAGCUCAAAAACUAGGUCACUAUGUCAAAUAAUAGAAAAAACGACAUCAGGUGAGCGAUUCAGGACCAUCAUGGUCCUCUUGUUUUUUUUAAUUACUUCCCAUUUACGUUACUAUAAAUAGCUUGUUUUUAGUAACUUUUUUAUUAUUGGCCGUAGGGAAAAACCCAGACCACUUUUCUGUGGUACAACAUGGAUGGUACCUCCAAUUUUUAGGUGUUUAGGUGUAUUUUGACAUAUCUGUACCUUGUAAGAAUUUUUUUUCUUUUUGGUUUAAUUUCUUCCCUUUGUUGUUCCUGUCCUUUGGACUUAGAUAUUUUUUCUGAUGACCUUGUCCUCAAGUGCAAUGAUAACAGGUGAGCGAUAUAGGGCCAUCAUGGCCCUCUUGUUUCUUUAGCAAAAGAUAAAACAUACACGUGUAUUGGGUAAAAGUAAAGUACUUCCAAAAUAUAUUAAAAACUGCAUUUUUGUCACUAUUUUUAUUCUUUAUCUAUAUUGUAAGUGGCACAUACUUUUAACUUGAUUUUCAUGAGACAAAUUAUUUUCCAAGGUAGUUUCAGAAAGGCAACAUAUGUAAAUUUCCUUAUCCAACAUUUUUACCAAAAACUAUAUCAACUAAAGGAAUGAAAUUCAUUUAAAAUUCUUAUUGUUAUGGAUUGUAUGUUUGUGAACAGUAUGUAAACUAGAUGUACCGCAGUGAAUUUUUUUCACUUUACUCAAAAGGCAUCAGAAACACUUCUAAAAUGAUUAAUAAAAUUAGUAUUUUGAUGUUUUUUCUGUGUUUGUAUUUAAUACCAAUUUUAAUUUUGUUUUGUUAUUUCUAUAUACCAUGUCAGAUAUACAUUUGAUAUCAAACAUUUUAUGAAUAUAUGUCUUUAUUAUUGUCUCCUGAACAAGUAGUUUUAACUUCGAAAAUAUAGAAAGAGUACAUAAAGUUUCUGUGAGGCAGUCGAAGAGAGAAAAUGUGGCAGAAUCAUGUUUUAUUUAAACACAACAAAGAGGUUGUAUGCAUGUGGAAUGAUUUCACAUGGGCAUAGCCCAGGUGAAUUAUUCUAUGUAGCAUAUAACCUACUUGAAGAUCUUCAAAAUACCUUGAUAAGUGUUUGGUAAAUCUCAAAAAAAAAAGAGAAGUUUUUGAUGGUGUAUUUUCCAUGGUAAAAUUCAGCCAUUUUGGAUACCAGAAAGUUCUAUAAUAUAAAUUUUGGCCAUAUUUGUUGAUGGAUUGUUAGAAAAGGUUCAAUAUGUCUUACUGUAUAAGUGGUUAAGUUAGCGAGGUGGAAAUAUUGGCGAAUUUCGUGAAUUGAAAAAAAUCGCUAACAUUUUCUCCAGCAUAAAAAUCGGUCAACCCAUCAUGAAAACACCAGUAGUAAACGAGAGCAAUUGACCCUCUGCCUCUGUCUGUACACCAUACACAUUUUUAAAGCUGCCUUUUUAGGCCUUAAAUACGUCAAAUCAAAAAAGCCAAAGUUGUUUGGUUAUAUUUCAAAAAUGAAAAGAUUAUCAUAAUUUCAUUAAAUUCCAUUCAUUUGUUGACAGAUACAAAACUAGCAAAGCAGAUUAUCUUAAACUGACAUAGGCAAGUGUGGAAGCAAGAAAACAUAGUUACUGACUUUUAAAAUUGCAUUUCACACCUUUACAAAAUGUAAUAAAAGGAUUUACUUCAAUGUACAUAUUCUGCUUUCCUUAAUAAAUAUUAGUAUGUUUCCAAGUAAAUAUUUUUUAUAGUAUGCUUUCAAGUAAAUAUUUUUUCUAUAAAGAAAAGACAAACAGCAUAUUCCGUUAUGUGUAGCACAUUCUUUUAUUUAUAAAUGAAAGUUCACUUGCUCCAUAUAAGGGAUAAUAAGGCUGUCAUGCAGCAAAAAUGUAAUUUUUACGCCAGACAUAUAAGUAGCUCUUAUGAAAAACUAUUUUCACGCAAGUUGGAAAAUGGGAAUAUGCUAAUAUUUACGCACGCCAAAUGUCUGGAAUUACCAAUUCGCUGACUUUUCGACCUGCAGAAAUAACCACUUAUACAGUUUUAAAGUAGCGUAUGAUAUCUACUUAUAUAAGAGUGAAAAAUGUAGAAUUUUCUCUUCUUUUUUCCCCCAAAAAAAUUUGAUUUGGCCUGUUUUUUUUUUUCACAGAGAAAAUAUAUUUUUUGUCUGAUUUUUACACAGGGACAAAUACAUUUUGGCCAUAAAAUUGAGAUGAUUCAAGAUAUGAAUUAUACUACAUCUUGCGUAAUAAGCAGAAAUUUUAGAAAAACUGUUACAGAUUUAUUUUUCUUAAAGAUUGAAGUUGUUUCAAUGCUUUUGAUGUAAGUAGUCAUUAUUUAUUGUUAGGUUUGUACCAGAUGUGUUUUUUUGGAGAGUAUGAGAAACAGUGUAUAGUUGUACAGAAUUAGCAAACAAACAUUUUAUUGAAUUUAUAAUUAUGCAAAUAUUCAUCCCAUUUAGCAUGUACAAAAAUAAAAAAAAAUAGCUUAUA
Molecule: messenger RNA, 6598 nt
Organism: Mercenaria mercenaria
Lineage: Eukaryota; Metazoa; Mollusca; Bivalvia; Venerida; Veneridae
Product: COMM domain-containing protein 5-like
Exons: 7
Coding region: 79-741 (220 amino acids)
Cellular component (GO): nucleus
Source: RefSeq, a predicted model, not a curated record